UGAUAGCUACUCUUGACUGUUUUGUGAACAUUGAGUGUUGAAUAUGCCUUUCUAAAUGUAAAGUUUAGGGUAUGUAAUACGGAUUGUAUGACGGUGGCAUGCAUCCGCAGAGGGUUUAUUUGACGUAGUGCCGUCAUGCCUUAUUUUUUGGCUGGGAAUAUUGGUGGGCAGUGAUGGUGGCAGUGAUCUUGAAGACUACACUUAUGCACUGCAAUAAAGGAUCAUGGAUCAGAUCCAGGAUAACAUGUCUGCCACAUGUGUACCGAGCAAGAGGAAAAUGUCAAGACCAAAACUAAACCCCCAAACAGCAGAUGUCAUGAAAGAUUUGGGAAGAGAGGCUGAAGAUAGUGGAAUGAAACCAUCCAAAAAUGAGAGGACAAGCUCUCAGAAAAUAAAGAGAACUUACACCAGAAAAAAGUACCAUGAUCUCCAGCCUGUGGUUAUGAGACCUACAGAAGAUUCAGACCAUGGGUCCUCUUGCAGUUCAGUUAUUACAUCCAGUCUGGUCAAUGGUUUGGAAAGCCAAUAUUUGCACACUGACCACACCAGUGAAAUGAUGGCAAAAAUUGAUGGAUCCAGUUCAGACACAUUAAUAGAGACAAAUUUUAAGCUGAAGAAGAAGCACAAGAUGGAGGAAACUGACCAGCCCUCCUUAAAAAAGUACAUAGAGGAAGUAAAGCAAUCAGUACCUGUUAUAGUUCCUGUUGCUCAGUUCACUCAGAAGAAUCAGAUAACUGACAGCACACAGGAGCAGAAAUCAUCUCAGCUCACCAAAAAGGAGUCACCUGUUUAUCCGCCAGGAAGUCAGGAGGAAAAAUGGCAGCUUCAGAUUUUGGCAAAGGGUAGAGUAAGCUGCCCAAAAUGCAAAAGUGUUGGAAGAAAGACAGUGGAUGGGUUAAAGAAGCACCUGGAAACCUGCAAGUUGAAUCCUUUUACAUGUCCACACUGCGGAAAACAACUGAAAACUUCAACGGGAAUGAAGUACCACCUCAUGGCUGACCAUAACAACUUGCCCAUUCCAGACACUGGGAAUGACCUAGUUGACCAAGCAGUGAAGGAGAAAUUACGGAAAGUAUUAAAAAGGAUGGGCAAAUUAAAAUGUUCAAAAGAGGGUUGCACUGGAAGUUUCACUAGUAUAAUGGGUUAUGUGUACCACAUGAAGAAAUGCGGCAAAGAGGCGUCAGAGCUGGAGAAGCUCUUAUUGAACUGCAAACACUGUGGAAAAACGUAUCGUUCCAGAGCGGGCCUGGAGUACCAUGUCAAGAACGAACACGGUCCAACAACCCAAGAAAGUGAAGUAGAGGAGGUGAAGACACAGAAAGAGCCCGUCCCAGAGCGGACGCAGAGCGGUCGGGCCAAGCGCUUGUCAGCGCAGGUGGCCGUAUUCCAUCUGAGGGAGAUCGCCAGUGAGGAGCUGCUGAAGGAAUGGCCCAAAAGAAAAGUGCAGCGUGACCUGGUACCAGAUGACAGGAAGCUGAAGUAUUCUCGUCCAGGUUUGCCGGCCUUCAGUCAGGAGACUCUACGGAAGUGGAAGAAUGAAGUCAAACUGCAUAAAAAAGUGCAGUGUCCAAACAAGGGAUGUAACUGCUUCUAUACCAGCGUAUCUGGCCUAAAGGCACAUCUUGGGCUAUGUACCUUGGGUGAAUUUGAGACUGGGAAAUACAAAUGCUUGAUAUGUAAGAAAGAAUUCAACUCCGAAAGUGGAGUCAAGUAUCACAUUAAUUCCAUUCAUUCUCAGGAUUGGUUUGUUAUUCGGUCCAAAUCUAAGAGUUCAAAAUUAGAUAAACUGCAUAAGACUGAGCCAAAAGAAGAUUCCAAGAAGAGUCCAGAUCUUCCCUUACCAAACCCAACCCUCAGUUUUCCCAGCACCUGGAAGAAUAGACAGAUGUCAGCGGUGCCCAUGUCAAGUGGAGUGGAAACCCCAAGAAGAGUGGAAAUAAAGAGGAAGGAGGGGCAAAACAAACAGAAAGUGAAGGAGAAAGACUGCUAUGAGUUCAGCGGCAGUGACAGUCCCAGCAGCAGCAGCAGUGAGAGCUCCAGCAGCGAGUCAGAGACCGAGGACCCAGCGGCACACAGACAUGACAAUGGGCCCUCAGCAGGCCCCUCACGAAGCCUGUGUCCAGCCAGCAACCUGAAAGUGAUUCAUAAACCAUUCCUUUUCCAAAUAUGGAGUUUUUCCAGUGUUCACCUCCAAAUAUUAAAGAGAAACACAUCUAUUCAAAGGUUUAGGGUCAGUAAGAUUUGAAAGAUGUCUCUAAUGCUCACCAAGGCUGCAUUUAUUUGAUCAAAAAUACUGUAAAAUUGUGAAAGAUUAUUACAGUUUAAAAUAACUAAUUUCUAUUUUAAUAUAUUUUAAAAUGUAAUUUAUUCCUGUGAUGGCAAAGCUGAAUUUUCAGUAGAAAUUAAGCCAGUCGUUAGUGUCACACGAUCCUUCAGAAAUUAUUCUGAUAUACUAAUUUGGUGCUCAAGAAAUAUGUCUUAUUAUUAUCAACAUUAAAAACAGUGCUGUUUAAUAUUUUAGUGGAAACUAUUAUACUUUUCAUGAUUUUUGAUGAAUAUAAACUAGUUCAACAGACCAGCAUUUAAUUUAAAAUAUAAUUGCUAACAUUAUGUCUUUACUUUUGAUCAAUUGAAUGCAUUCUUGUUGAAUAUUAUUUGUAGAAUUUGCUGAAUUGUGCUUCCCUUUUAUUGACAAGAGGAACUGCAUAUAUUGAAAGGCCACAUGCAAAUGUUUUAAAAUGUCUUUGAAAGUAUUAUGACAAUUUGACUUUGCCAUGUGUAUUGAAUGUAGUAGAGCAUUAUGUUUAUUUUUUUCUGUAAGCAUGCUCUGUACCUCUAAGUUUCACCAGUGAUAGACUUUAUUUAAACAGUUGCAUGCAACAAUGUUCAUGAAUGCUGCUGUUUUUAUUUGUUUUUUUUUUGUCUUUAAUAUUAUUAAGUGUGAUUCUGGCACCACAGAAAUUAUGCUCUGUAACAGCUGAAUUGGCUUUUAGUAUGAAGGUACAUGGUCCUUUAGAGUUACUCUUCCUGGAUGUCAGGGAGAGAAAAUGAGUUUGUUGAAAUGCAUUUAAAA
Messenger RNA from Onychostoma macrolepis, 3073 nucleotides. It is a transcript of the gene znf512, whose product is annotated as zinc finger protein 512. Bases 224 to 2245 code for a protein of 673 amino acids. The transcript is spliced from 16 exons. The record is from RefSeq and is a predicted model, not a curated record. Gene Ontology annotation, molecular function: zinc ion binding. Lineage: Eukaryota; Metazoa; Chordata; Actinopteri; Cypriniformes; Cyprinidae.